Molecule: messenger RNA, 7866 nt
Organism: Talaromyces amestolkiae
Lineage: Eukaryota; Fungi; Ascomycota; Eurotiomycetes; Eurotiales; Trichocomaceae
Exons: 2
Coding region: 1-7866 (2621 amino acids)
Cellular component (GO): small-subunit processome; 90S preribosome; nucleolus
Source: RefSeq, a predicted model, not a curated record
AUGGUGGCACCUUCAUUAAGCUCGCGGGGGAAACCUGCGAAGUUUCUGAAGAAAGGCACCGAAACAACAAAGUCUCAUCGCUUCGAGACUUUUUCGCAACGAGUCUCGAAGUUGAAGAUCGACCCGAUUCACCGCGUGCGACGAACUGACUUCGGCGAAGAGGAUGGCGAGGAUGAUGAGACAUUUUCACACUUCCGGUCCUCAUUGGACCAUUGGAGUGAAAUGAAUUUGUCUGAGUUUUUUACCGAAUUCGUUCGCCGUGUCAACUCGCUCUCAGAAAGUCUUCCGCAAGUGCUAUACCAUGAAGAAAAGAUUAUGGCGCUUUUGGUCGAGUUUAUUGAUAAGAGGGACAAAUUGUCGAUCGAACCGCUUUUGAGUCUCUUAUCACAAUUCGCAAGAGAUUUGGGUGUACGAUUUGAAAAACACUUUGCGACUAGUGUUACUUUGGUCGCAUCCGUCGCGGCACUUCAUCCAGAUGUUGAAGUAAUAGAAUGGAGUUUCACAUGCCUCGCCUGGAUCUUCAAAUUUCUCUCUCGACUUCUUGUACCGGACUUGAGACAACUUUUGGGUAUAAUGAGUCCAUAUCUGGGAAAAGAACGACAGAAAACAUUUGUCGCACGAUUCGCCGCCGAGUCCAUGUCCUUCCUGAUUCGCAAAGCUGGACUUGUUUACCAUAAGAAUAAAGCUCCAUUGAAUCGUGCUAUAUCUUUCUUGUUUGAAGAUCUACGAAACUCUACAGAGUCGCGAAGCCUCGAGACCUACAAGGAAGGCUUAAUGGUCAUGUUUUCAGAAUCCAUUAAGGGAAUCAAAGGAGGCCUAUAUUCCAAUGCUUCAGAUAUUCUGAAGUGUCUGAUAGAAAAUGCCACCGUUGAUGAUGAAGUGCACUUUUCUUUGGCUGAAGAAGUGGUCUGCGGUGUCCUGACGAAUAUCAUUCACGUUACAACGUCCGAAACAUUCCCUGAACUUUUGAAAGUGGUCUGCGCAUACGUUGAAGGUGGCAAAGCAGUACUUAAAGCGUCUCAUAUGAAGCUUUCUUCGCAUUUAAUAUUUGUCUGCGUGACUACUCGAAAAGCAACACGAGUCAAAGAUUGGAAGGACGUCCACCAAAGUUUGUUGACGCUGCUACAAAGAGCAUUACAGGGAUUAGAAUAUCAUCGCGAUACUCUUCCGCGAAUUCUUACUUCCGCCGCCUACGCCUUGCAACUCUCGCCAAUGGACGAAAUGAUGCCUUUUAUGCGACCCAUCAUGGAACUUGUAUCCGACGAGCGUUUGGCGCCCUAUUUUUUGUCCUUUUGCUCAACUUUCUCCGAAUUCGGGCCUGAAAGAUUUCAGAUCGUUGUUUUGCCAUAUCUCCAGAGAUUUUUGAUUUCUUCUUGGAAGACUAAGGAAGAAGACUUGUGUUUUUCACUCAUUCAGCUAGAGGAAGUCGGUUGUGUCACGUCCAUACCUUCACGGCCAGGCUUCAUUGCUUGUCCAGCAGAGUGGAGAUCGCAUAUUCUCCAGAAAUUGAAAAAGCCUGGCUCGUCUUUGACUGAGACCGCCUUGCUCAAUGCUUAUACCAAACUUCGCGCGGCAGUCUCACUUUCUAAUGACGCUGCUUUUCUUCCGCAGAUAGUGCAAUCGCUCCAUAAGUUGGUAACGGAGUCGUUCGAUGAAUCAGCUCUCGAAGACCAGCCACUGCAUAUGUUCUCCAGUGGUCAAGGGUUUCAGAAUUAUGUUUUUCUCGCCGAUCAAUGUGCUUCCCUGGAUAGAUCCCUUUGGCAGUCGAUAUUGAAAGUCGGACCUCGAUUCAUUCGUCGAAAACCAUUUUUAGAGGCCACGUUAAAUUAUAUGACACGCCUACCCGGCCUUAUCACUGAGACCAAGGAGGAUCUGGAUAAUUUUGCAUUUAGUCUUAUCGACAAUCUUACAUCGCCGUCACAGGCGUUGAGAUUGCUCUCACUGAAAAUACUUCUCGAGCUGGCCAAUGCAACAACUGGUGAUCUACAAAACACCAUCGGCAUCGCAAUCGAGAUAGAAGAAAGUGAAUUAUCCCUACAGACUUCUCGAUUUCUAUCUAUGCAGGUCCGCAAGCUUGGCUUGUUAUACCCACAGGUCAUCGAUCAUACUUGGCUCUGCAGAUUGGUUCCUAAGUUCUGCUUUGGCCUGUUCUCCAAGCAGCUAGGACAAUUGUGGAUUGAUUCCGCUGAGACUUUGAAAAAUGUCAGCAAAAACCCUGCUGGGGAAGUUGUCGUCACUGAAUUGUGUAUGCUGUGGUUACAGCAUAAUGUUGAUGCCACAAAUGAUGAAUCUACAGACGAAGAGCCGGGGAAGAACUGGUCGGAGUUCAAAUGUGAUAAUUCGCUGAAGAUCGAAAAAAUAAUUGAGGCCAAAUUUGAAAAAGCCAAUGACCCGAAAGACGAAUUGAUAGAAAGCUUCACUACUGACCAUAAACUGUCUGAACUGAUUCCCGUGACCGCCAGAGCUCGAUCUUUACAAGUUCUACAUGUUAUUCCUGAACUCGCGGAAAAGCGUGCUCGUCAAAUUGUUCCUCUUUUCCUUCGAUGGGCCUCGACCGAAAUUGACAACGUGAAGAUCGUGGAAAGCGAUGCGAAAUUUUCCGAGGCUGUUGGAGUGGUAGAUGUCACUCCGAUCUGGGCUUAUAAGGAUCGCCUAGCGCUGCUUGGCUUGUUCGAGAAGUUCAUCAACCCCCGAUCUCUCUUCAAGUCUUCACAAGUGUAUGAUGCUUUAUUGAGUCUCACCGCCCAUGGAGAUUCUGCGGUUCAAAAGUCCGCACUGAAAGGUCUCUUUACCUGGAAAUCACCUGGUAUACGUCCCUACGAAGAGAAUUUGCUCAACAUUUUAGACGAAUCUCGCUUUCGCGAGGAACUUUCUGUUUUCGUUCAUAUCGAUGAUGAAGAUAGUAAGAUCGAGAAAGGUCACAAGGCAGAUAUCCUGCCAAUUCUUCUACGUCUUCUCUACGGGCGUAUGAUAUCUAGAGCUGCGUCUAGUUCCGGCUCUGGUGGCCAAACCGGAAGGAGGAAGGCCAUUCUUCGUAUUCUUGCUCAAAUGUCGGGGCCAGACUUCGAACUCUUUGUGCAGAUCGCUUUUGGGGUUUUCUUUGAUGUGGAUCUGCUCAAGGAUGGCCAGAUUGAUAACCAAUCUUUCGAAUCGGAGUUAGCCAGCGAGCGGAAGCAGGUCGGUUUCCUCAAAAUGGUUGAAACGAUGCUAGAGACCCUUCAGAGCCGCAUGCAUACAUAUGCUACCAAGUCAAUGGAUGCGGUAUUCUACUGUCUUGUGCGAGCCUCUCGCUUGCUUGCCUUGGACUCGCCGGACCUAGAAAGUAAAGCCGCAGUGCUGCGAGAGAUUCGCAGCGUGGGUAUCCGCUGCGCUAGUAUGAUUUUCUCUAUCGCUCCAGAUAUUGACUGGACACCGUUCGUGGGUCUGCUAUUCACCGAAGUAAUCAACUCCAGGCUGGAGAACUUCGCCAUCGAGAACGCACAAGGAAUUUCUUCUUUUCAUCGACUUUUCCACGAAUGGGUGUCUGCUCCGAAGUCCGUUUUCUACUUGACGCGAUUCAGCAAAGACGUGAUUCCCGCUGUUGUCGAUACAUUGACUGUUCCAUCUGCGCGCGAUGAUGUCAAGGUAUUUAUUCUGGAGCAAAUAGUACAGCCCAUUAUCAAUCAGUCUACUGGUAAGGCUGUCGAUGAAUCUGGAGAAAUGAGCGAGGUCUCUUUUCAAGCUAUACGCGAAGAGAUACUUGCGCCAUAUGUGGAUCGCAUUCUGGGAAACCUCAGCAAGCUUUUGCAAUCAAAUCCUGCGCGUCCUGUUCUUGUGUCUGCUGUGGAAACAUUAUCCCUAAUAGCGCCUUGCGUGGAGACAUCUUCUGAAAUUGCCAGUCUUGUGCGUAUAUCCACCUAUCUUCUACGACAACCACAUGACAAGAUUUCACCCAAGACCAAGUCAGGUUUGUUGCACUCUCUGCAGCAUUUCAUACCCUUGUCUUCAAUUGAUAAGGACCCUUCAUUCUCCGAGGAAGUAUUCUGCACGGUGUCAUCUCUAUUCGACUAUUUCAAGGAUGAACAGAACCGCAAUGUCUUGUCUGCUGUUUUACACGAAUUUGCCAAACAUGAUCCUGAGCUAGAGGAGGUCGGCGCUCUCUGUGCUGAUCUCAAUUCUAUUGACACAUCGAAGCUUGAUAGCAUUGACUACGACCGGCGACUUGCGGCUUUCAGAAAAAUCAACGAAAAUUUGUGGACAAGUCUCAGUCCUAAGCAGUGGCGCCCUCUCCUGUUCAAUAUGUUGUAUCAUGUCAAGGAUGAACAAGAACUCUCCAUCCGAUCGAGUGCUUCAUAUGGUAUCAAACGUUUUAUUGAAAGAGCUGCAGAUGGUGAAUCGAAUAGGUCCGACUUUGCUACCCUCAGAGACAGCGUUUUGCUGCCAGCUCUCCAGAACGGUGUGCGUCAACGAUCUGAGCAAGUACGAUCAGAAUUCAUAGUAGCCCUGGGUCAUUUGGUAAAACUCAAUCCCACCUUACCAAGCGUACAAGAUAUGCAUGUGCUUUUAGUUGCUGGAGACGAGGAAGCUUCAUUUUUCAACAACAUUCUUCACAUCCAGCAACAUCGACGCAUGCGUGCCCUACGCAGACUUGCAAGUGAGGCGUCAAGCGGAAAGAUCAACUCUGCGAACAUAAGCUCGAUCUUCUUUCCUCUAAUUGAGCAUUUUAUUUUCCAUAUCGCUGAAGACGAGACUGCCCAUAAUCUAGCUGCAGAGUCUGUAGCAACUUUGGGUUGUUUAGGUGAGUGGUUGGAGUGGAGUCAGUUUCGAGCAAUUUUCCGCAGGUAUCGUGCAAAUAUGACAAGCAAGCCCGAAGUUGAAAGGAAUAUGAUCCGGUUGCUUGGUCGCAUGACUGACGCCCUGUCAACCGCUUUCACACAACGCUAUCCGAGAACAAACUCUGAGGAUACUAUGGAGGUAGAUGGAGAUUCUCCUUCAGAACAGCCUGCUAAAUGCCGCCUGGCCCUGACGCUACCCACACCAGAAAAGAUUUCGACGGAGCUGACAACUCACUUCUUGCCUUUCUUAACGCAGUUCGUGCAUCACAAAGAUGAAGCUCAAAUGAGUCUCCGUCUUCCGGUUGCUGUGACCAGCAUCAAGCUGCUCAAACUUUUGCCCGAAGAAGAUAUGGCUAUCCGCCUUCCAGCAGUUCUGUUGGAUGUCUGUUACGUUCUGCGAAGUAAGGCACAAGAUUCCCGAGACAAUGCCAGGAAGACUCUUGCAGACAUUGCGAUCAUUCUCGGCCCGACUUACUUUGGCUACAUUUUGAAAGAGCUGAGGACGGCUCUCGCUCGUGGUUACCAGCUCCACGUUCUCUCUUUUACCAUGCAUUCCAUUCUUGUAUCGACCACAGAUGAAUUCGAACAGGGCUCUUUGGAUCACUGUCUUGAACAAGCUGUUGCAAUUGUCAUGGAUGAUAUUUUUGGAGUUGUUGGCCAGGAGAAAGAUGCCGAAGACUACGUUAGUCAAAUGAAAGAAGUCAAGAGCAGCAAGAGUUACGAUUCGAUGGAGUUGCUUGCUAAGAACAGCUCUGUUACACGCCUGGGUGCGCUCAUUGCGCCUUUGCAAAUGCUUUUACGGGAGAAACUUACAGCUAUUUUGGUGAGAAAGAUUGAUGAGCUCUUCAGGAGAAUAAGUCUCGGUCUACUGCGAAACCCGGGUGCUGAGAGCCGGGAUAUUCUUGUCUUUUGCUACGAAGUGAUUAAAGAAUCGUACAAAGAUCAAAAUGAGUCACAGGCGCUGUCUCACACAGAAUCGGCAAGGAAUAGGCGAUUCCUCAUCAACAUGAAAGGUAUGAAAAGAGGAGAGAAACGCGGAACUACCUCGUCAUAUCUCUACAAGCUAUCGCGGUUCUCGCUUGAUGUCCUUCGAUCAGUCCUCAACAAAUACAGUUCCAUACUAACUGCAAACAAUCUGGCUGGCUUCUUGCCCAUUGUUGGGGACGCAGUGAUUCAGUCCUACGAAGAAGUCAAGAUUUCCGCUAUGCGUCUGCUCUCGACCAUUAUCAAAUUACCUCUCCCUGAGCUCGACCAAAAUGCGCCAACCUAUCUUGCCGAAGCUGUUAAAGUCGUCAAAGAAGCUCCAAGCACUAACACGGAGGCCGCACAAGCUGCACUCAAAUUCAUCGCUUCUGUGUUGCGAGAACGAAAGACGGUAGAAUUGAGGGAUAAUCAUCUCUCGUAUCUUUUGAAGCGUCUCACAAAUGACAUUGAGGAACCUGAUCGCCAGGGUUUAACCUUCAACUUCAUUCGCGCUGUGAUGGAUAGGAAAUUUCUUGUUCCCGAACUUUACGAGUUGGUCGACAAUAUUGCAAGAAUGAUGGUCACCAAUCAGACCAAGGCUGCUCGUGAUCUGGCUCGGGGUGUGUACGUCCACUUUCUAUUGGAAUAUCCUCAAGCCAAAUCUCGCUGGUCCAAACAGCUAGCUUUCCUUGCAAAGAACUUUGACUACCAGCACCGUGAAGGACGAGAAUCUGUCAUGGAAGCAGUGCAUCGAUUGUUGAACAAAACUGGCGGGGACCUUGGCCAAGAUAUCAUCAGCACCUUCUUCUUACCGGUUGUGCUCGUCAUGGCCAACGAUGAGACUUCUGAAUGCCGUCAAAUGGCCGGUCUUCUUCUCAGUGAAUUCUUUGGAAGAGCUGAUCGGGAGCGUCUACAGAUCAUGCUGAAGCCACUGCACUCUUGGCUCGAGCAGAUGGAGAACAAACAACUCGCAAACACCGGUCUACAGGCUAUGAGAAUUUUCUUUGAGGCGGAAGGUACCGAGAAGGAAAAGGAAAGCCGAUUCGUUGUCGAAACCUUGCCUGAGCUAAUCAAUCCAAUUAUCGAAGACACGGAAAGCGAGGAUUGGGAGACGGUCUAUUUCUCAUGGCAAUUAUUCCUCAAGGUAUGCAAAGCCGUACCUUCGGUUGCUUUCAGUGAAAAGUGUUUGGGCUUGUGGUCUAGCGUCCAAGAAUCUCUCUUCUAUCCACACGCUUGGGUAAAAACGUGUGCAGCAAACUUGGUUGGAUUAUGGCUUGCAGAUAUAGCCAAGUCGAACGCGACCGAAGGCUAUGCCAAUGUUCCUUUGGCCGGUAAACAUGGUCUUAAGCUUGACAAAGACGGAAUGAUCAAACUCACCCGCGGCAGUAUCCGUUCCAUGCAAAUUCCAGGGGUUAGCGAAGAGCUUGCCAUGCAGAGCGUCCGUAACAUUGUUUUCUUGAGUCGAUGCUUUGCAAUCAACGGCGUUGAGUUUUCUUCGAAAGAGGCCGAAGAAGCCAAAGAGGAUGGACCAGACGAUGAGAGCGAUGCAGAAGAAGAGAAGGCUGAUAUGGAAAUCGCCUCGCGCAAGAGUCUGCUACGCUACAUCUUCCAACAGCUAUCUAACAUACUACGCCGAGAAACGAUCUCCGGAAAACCCAGUGCACUUGUACCCAAGUCCGCAACCAUGGUUCUUUUGGCAGCAGUCUGUCGUCACCUAGACGCUGAAAAGCUUAUAGGAUUCUUGCCAAUUAUCCUUCUUCCUCUACAGCAUUUGAUCGAUCCAAACAUUCCGACUCCUCGAUCCAACGAUCCAGAAUUUCAGACAGGUUGGAAGUCGUUAGUUACAAAUGCCCAGGAAAUCUUGGAUCUUUUGCAGAAGAAGCUCGGUACGACCGAAUAUGUUGACCAGAUGGCUCGUAUUCAGGAGAAUAUUAGAGCACGCCGGGAACAAAGACGGGCCAAACGUCGCAUUGAAGCUGUUGCCGAUCCAGAGAAAUUUGGUCGCGAGAAGAAACGUAAGAACGACAGGAAGCACGUCAAGAGGAAAGAAAGGGGUCAGGAAUUCAGGGAGCGGAGACGAGGCUUCUGA